CACAACUCUGAAUAUGUUCCUUUACAUGCAUGAUAGGAAAUUAGGAAUCGCUCACUAGUCAAAAGGUCUGCUGAUCAGAAGAAUAUCUUUCGGUAGGUUCCUAGUGUGCUUGCUUCUGAAGAUUGGUCCAGCUUUCCAAACUCAGAAUAAAAGAGAGAAAUUCUGGAGAGAACCAAGGUAGUAGUGUAGACUUCGGGUUCAGAGACAGCACCAUAGUAGUAUAAACCUUUGGGCUUCAGGUUCAGAGAGUCUGUAACAGAGAGUCUACUUCUGCAUUUUCGGCUUGUGCGAUCGACAUGGGGAGGCCCUCGUCGACGGAGAAGCUGGUGUGCGUGGUCCUGGCGUUGCUGGCCGUACUGUCGCCGUUGUACAUCGACCGGGAGCCAGAGGCGGAGGAGGAGGACGAGGAGGAGGGGUGGGGCUUGCUGCCGUCGGCGCUGUGGCUGCCGGCGUUUCUGGUGGUGCUGAUCGUGGCCAUCAACGUGGCGUGCUUCGUGGACCGGAGGAUCGUCAGGUUCGACCCCUACUGGAUACACCGCGUCGGGGGCUCCUCCUGCGGCCUCAUGGCCACGCUGCUGCUGCUCGGCUUCGUGCUCAAGUGCAAGGCCUCCUUCGAGUUCUAGAGCCAGUGAUACCUGAGCUUUGCUGUGGGUAUCGGUCAGUCUUUUUUCUUUCAUUUCAGAUGGUCAAUGUGUUAGGAACUGAGAAUCGAUCGCAUGGAGCAGCUCCUAUAGUUGCCCUUCUCUGCUCCUUGAUCUUGACUGAACCAUGUUCUUGAUCGCACACCUGCAAUGUAAAGUGUUUCUGGUGCUAGAUCACCAUUUACAGUAAUCUACAUGAUUUGAGGCUUGAGUUC
Messenger RNA from Lolium rigidum, 856 nucleotides. RefSeq lists its product as uncharacterized. NCBI's taxonomy places the organism in Eukaryota, Viridiplantae, Streptophyta, Magnoliopsida, Poales, Poaceae. The transcript has a single exon. The coding region runs from base 297 to 623 and encodes 108 amino acids. The record is from RefSeq and is a predicted model, not a curated record.